Molecule: messenger RNA, 3005 nt
Organism: Stylophora pistillata
Lineage: Eukaryota; Metazoa; Cnidaria; Anthozoa; Scleractinia; Pocilloporidae
Product: heat shock 70 kDa protein 12A
Source: RefSeq, a predicted model, not a curated record
GAUAACAUCUACCUCGCAGUGUGAGUCUUGAAUACUCGCAGUUGAACGAUUGUGGAAUCUCAACCGAAUCUCGGCACUCAGUAUACUGCAGUUUGGGCUUUAAAAAGCGAAUUGCUAUGGCACCAACCUCAAAGUACGUGGCUGUGGUUGCUAUUGAUUUCGGAACCACCUACAGUGGAUUUGCAUUCUCCUUCAAUGACAGUAGAGGCGAGGCAGGGAUCCACAUGAACAGAGAAUGGGGAAACGAAGAGGGACGCAGCACUUUGAAAACCCCAACGUCGAUCCUUCUCUCUCCCAAAUUGGAAUUUGACUCUUUUGGAUACGAAGCUGAUGAUAAAUAUGUCCAUCUCAAGGACGGAGAUGACAAGGAGUACUAUUAUUUAAGACAUUUUAAGAUGGAACUUCACAAAUCAAAGACCUUGGACCGGAACACUACGCUCUCGGCAGCCAACGGAAAGAAAGUUGACGCCACUAUUGUUUUCUCGUUGUCGAUAAAAUACAUGAAGGAUGAAGCACUUAAAACCAUACGUCAAAGGACAGGAGACAAUUCCUAUGACGCAAAGGACAUCCAAUGGGUCCUCACUGUGCCCGCCAUUUGGACUCCAGCAGCUAAACAAUUUAUGAGAGAAGCCGCGAGCAAGGCUGGAAUUACUUCUGUUAACAACAAAGAACAGUUGAUUAUUGCAUUGGAACCUGAAGGAGGGGCACUCUUCUGUCGGGAGAGAAAUCUGAGAGAUUUUGCCGACCAAAAAGGAGAUGCUUGUAUUUCUGAUGUCUUUGCUCGUCCUGGUUAUUCUUAUGCAGUGGUUGAUAUUGGAGGCGGGACCCUGGAUGUUACAGUUCAUGAAGUUCUCGAAGACAGCAAGAUCAGAGAAGUUUACCAGGUGACUGGGGGACCUUUUGGUGGUAUUUACGUUGACCAAAAGUUUGUGUACCUACUUGAACAACUUUUUGAACGUAAAAAUAUCAACAAAUUCCGCCUCGAAUAUCCGGCAGAUUGGCUUCGGAUAAUGAAUGAAUUUGAAAUGAAAAAAAGGGGAAGACGAGCUUUUGAUGAUAAGCCCACUCGAAUAACCCUUCCCCGUAGCUUCCUUAGUAUGAUGUCUAAAAACAGCAAGUCUGAUCUAGCCGGACACCUUGCGAAGUCUUGCAACAUUAAAGAUGUAGAAAUAUACAACGAUGAGUUUCUCUGCCUGGGGCCCAAUGCAAUGAAGAGCCUAUUUUCUCCAGUAGUUUCUGGAAUUGUUUGCCACAUGGUAGGACUAACUAGGAAACGUGCACUGAAGAAGUUAGCUUGCCUGUUCAUGGUUGGUGGUUUUGCUGAAUCGGUUAUUCUGCAAGAGGCCAUGAAGACGGCAUUCAGCGGGAGAUUUCCAAUAUUAGUUCCCAACUAUGCUGGUAUUGCAGUUGUCCAAGGUGCAACCAUGUUUGCUAAUAAGCCUGAGGUGAUCUCUUCUAGAAUUAUGGCUACCACCUAUGGCUUUAACUCAAUCAGAAACUUUGAUCCUAAGGGGGACGACCCAAAAAAGAAGUUUAUCCUUGACGGUGUAGCUAGAUGCAAAGAUGUCUUCGCUAUCAUUGUAAAUGAAAACGAGAGUAUAAAAGUAGGAGAGAAGAAAAGUUUCAUUAGAAAGCCUUUGCCACCCGAUCAGACUCAGGGAUGCUUUAAGUUUUUCACUUCCACUGAUACAAACGUCAAAUACGUAACAGAUUCCUCUGUAGGACCUCAAAUUGGAAAUUUAGUCGUUGAAUCACCCGACACUUCACUUGGACGGGAUCGGGAAAUCGAGUUAAACGUUUUUUUCGGUGGAACUGAAAUAAAAGCGACUGCUAUUGAUCUCGCCAGUAAGCAGACCGCUGUUGUCUACCUCGACUUUCUGUGUAAAUCUUGAAUGCACCAGGGAUUUACUUUGUCGGAUUUUCCUGUAAUAGUCUCUGAUUAAUGACUUGCAAGAGAAUAGGAUAAGAAAAACUGAAAUUAUUUGUACCAUACCUCAUUUGCGAUUUGUUUGGGUGGCCCUUACUUAGUACUUUAACGAUGAGCAAUAUUUCACACAAAACGUAAAUAGAUACAGUUACAUCAAACACGAAAGUCUAUUAUUUUACUUUUGUGCAACAGUAUUCCCAAGUAUCCCCAAAUGUGCACUUCCUUUUUCAGUACAUUCGCAGUUUUGCCACCCCGUAGAGACAAAACGGUCGCCGAUGAAGAUCAAAAUUGAAUUUUUGAUUGAGUUAUCGAUUCCUGUGUGAAAACAGAAAUAGCGAUUUUACGAGCACGAGGGUAGAAUUUAGAAAGCCAAUGAUGGAAUUGUAUUAUUACUGAAAUUAAAAACAUAAAUUACAGCCUAAGGCAAAAACCCGUGGGGAAUACAGUAAAUCUUGACAACCAUUUUGAUUUUUCAGUUUGUGCAGUUUUUAUCUAUUAUAAGUUACAUCUACAGACCAUAAGCUGAAGUUCUCAUGGUUAAGAUGGGAUUUGGCUCGUAUGUUAUAAGCACCCUCAGUAAAAAACCGUUUUGGAUAUCGGCGUUAUAUCCAGUUUAUUUGCUUCAUUGAACUCAUUAUUAGCUAUUCUGAAAAGUUUUUAGCCACGACACAGCAGCAGUUAUGACAAAAUGCUGAUACUAUAGACUGAACAACUGUUGAUAUAAAUAACACAGAAUAAAGUUUGCGCCCGAGAGAGUUUGCUGACAAAGUAACUGUUGAUCGUUCGUCGAACUAGCUGACUUUUAAACAAUUCGAGCGAAUCGAAGCAAAAGCUGUAGGUUUGGUAAAUUAAAGUUGUAGAUGCAACUUCAACUUUAUUAUAUACGAUUUGUGCUUUUUAAGGGGCAAUUUUUUUUCGUAAGGAGACAAAUGUUUACUGGUGCUUGUUACGAGAGUUGCACAGAGUAAAUAUUCUGAGUCUUGCCAUCUUGUUAUGCUAUCAGUUAAAGUGCACCUAAACCCAAAUUUUUUUUCGCUUAACGAAAUAAGCUUAUUUCUUGGAGUAUUUCUGUGCAAAA